Cyphomyrmex costatus is the source of this 462-nucleotide messenger RNA. RefSeq lists its product as uncharacterized. Gene Ontology annotation, molecular function: phosphatidylinositol bisphosphate binding. Lineage: Eukaryota; Metazoa; Arthropoda; Insecta; Hymenoptera; Formicidae. Gene Ontology annotation, cellular component: membrane. The record is from RefSeq and is a predicted model, not a curated record. The coding region runs from base 154 to 462 and encodes 102 amino acids. The transcript has 2 exons.
AACAUAUGUCAAGGUCAAGGUCAUUGGAGGUGGCUCCCCUAAAGUGAACAAUUACCCUAUUGAGAAUUAAGAAUCAUCUAUACUAUAUUCAAGAGGCAGCGCCGCGUACGUUUAAAAGCAAACCAUGUUAUAAACGCGGCACUUGCCGCAGAAAUGUUGAUUAAAAUGGCAAAGCCUUUUAUGAAAAGCGAGUUAAUAGACAUAAUACAUCUUCACUCAUCGUUAGAGAGCCUUUCUGAAUAUAUACCAGUGGAUGCAUUACCAAACGAAACAGGUGGAAAAGCUGGUUCCGUGCACGAACUAGCUGAAAUUCAAGAGAAAAAAUUCGAAGACUAUCGCGAGUGGUUUAUAUUGGAUGAAUCAACCGGACGCGUUAACGAAGCAUUAAGAAUUGGCAAGAGCAAAACGGUAAAUGAUUUGUUUGGUAUAGAGGGUACUUUUAAAAAACUUGUUAUAGAUUAA